Molecule: messenger RNA, 2114 nt
Organism: Planococcus citri (citrus mealybug)
Lineage: Eukaryota; Metazoa; Arthropoda; Insecta; Hemiptera; Pseudococcidae
Product: facilitated trehalose transporter Tret1-like
Exons: 3
Coding region: 238-1809 (523 amino acids)
Biological process (GO): transmembrane transport
Cellular component (GO): membrane
Molecular function (GO): transmembrane transporter activity
Source: RefSeq, a predicted model, not a curated record
UUAAUGUGAACCAGAAUUCACGUAGUACAUACGUAGCUCAUACCUAGAUCUACUAAGUUCAUGUGUGCGCGAGCCUGUCCAUGUAAUUUACGUUUGCCAGUGCUAAGUACAAAUAAAAAGAGUUAAUAAUAAUCAUGUUGUCGUUGCACGUUGUCGUCGUUUAGGCCAAUCUCCAAUACUAGAUACAGAAAGGACGGAUAGCUGGUAAACCGUGCCACGCCGCCGCCCACUGCUAGAAUGUUGUCCGUAGUUAAAGAAAACGUCAAGGAAAUGCGAACAAAUGCCAAAGAUGCGACGACCAAUGUCAAGUACUGGCAUCAAACUUACGGAUCUGUGAUGGCUUCGUUAACGAUUUUGAUGUCGUCAUUUUGGACAAUAUACAUUUCGCCAGUUCUGCUGAAAUUCAACAAUAACGAAAUCGACUUCAAUAUAACGGUGACGGAAAAAACGUGGAUCGUGUCGAUAAUGGAUUUUGGUAACUUACUCAGCCCAAUCGUGGCUGGGCAAGUGAUGGACCGGUACGGAAGAAAAAGAACGCUGGUAUUUUCGGCUUUGGUAUACGUUGCAUGUGCGGUUUUGGUGUUAUUCGCGCGCUCUGCAGCUCAUCUGUUUGCAGCCAGAUUAUUGGCCGGCAUCAGUAAGGGCCUUGCAUUCACCGUAACACCAAUUUACGUGGCCGAAAUCUCCUCCAAGAACAUUCGCGGCAAGCUAAGUUCCUAUUUCUACGGCUUCUUCUGCGUGGGCACGGUGGUGGCAACCGCCAUCGGACCGUACGUUUCUUUUCACACUUAUAACCUGAUCAGUCUAACGCUGCCUGUCUUCUUUCUCGUCAUGACCAUACCGUUGCCGGAGUCCCCUUACUACUACGUAAUGACCAAUCAACAAGAUAAGGCUAAGAAAGCGUUGCAGUGGUACCGAGAUAUUUCCACCAAACAGAAAGAGUUUUUGACAGAAAUGGAAUUCGAAGAGAUCACCGAAACCAUCGCCAGUCAAUCGACAGUCAAAGGAAACUACAAAGAAUUAUUCGCGAAUAGCGUGUUCCGCAGAGCUCUGGUCAUCGUAUCGAUGAUAGGUCUGACGCAGCGUUUCGGCGGCAUCAGCUACAUGCUGUCAUACGGUGCCCACGAUUUACCGGAUAGCGGCGCCCGCAACUGGUUCGCAGUGAAAGAAUGUUUCGUCGUGUUCAGCGUCGUAUCGAUUUUGGCCAACAUUCCUCCGGCCAUAUUCGUAGACCGUGUAGGACGGAAGCCCAUCUUACUGUGGUCGGCGAUAACGACUAGCGUCGUCCUGUACGUGGGCGUCGCGUAUUUCGUAAUUUUCAACGCAAGCGGACGCAAUAUUGCCUGCGGUUGUGGCGGCGUCUCCCGCGACGAUAAGUAUUUUUGGAUUCCGUACGGUGUGGUGAUAUUUUUUUCAUUUUCAUUCACCGCCGGCUUGGGCGUCCUUACGGCCACCUUUCAGGGCGAAAUGUUUCCAUCCAAAAUCAAACGGUACGCUUCGUCAACGUUAAUAAUGCUACUGUCGGCUGCUUCGUUUCUUAUCAACUUGAGUCAUCAAACGGUAACCGAGCGUUUUGGCGUUGCCGGCAAUUAUUUCGUAGGCGCAACCAGUUGCGCGUGUUUCUCUGUGUACGCUUAUUUCUAUGUAUUCGAAACGAAAGGUAAAACCUUGAAAGAAAUUCAGGAUAGUUUGAUGGGCGAUGUGAAGACACCGACGACAACAACCACGCUGGAAUCAGCACCGCCACCACCAUCGUUGGCCGAAGAAGUCAAAGAGCAAGUUCCGGUUGCCCCUGCCAGCGAAUCGUAAAAACCACCAAAACUUCAAACUGAUGAACUGAAACAAAAUUCCAAAUGUUGCGCCAGCAGAAACCAUUUCUCUUCAUUCGGAUUCUAGUCCAUUUUUAAAAUUCGUAAAUACUCGCGAACCAUUUUCAAAUUGCGUCAAUUUUCAAUACGAAAUCAAAAGGGGGAAAGAAACGCCGCACCGGAUCGAAGCACUACAAAUACAUAAGCCAACAAUUCAUUACAAUAUAGUAAUUAACUAUCAAUCGUAGUCUAGUCCGAGAUGAGACAUUUUCGCGUUACUGAUUUUGAAAUAAAAGUCUACGAGUA